AUGCAAGAAAUGUCGUCGAACGAGAUUGUGUUUUUCGAUUUGGAAACAAACGUCCCAAGAAAACCUGGACAAAAAUUCUGGGUGUUAGAGUUUGGAGCUAUGGUGGUUUGUCCACGAAAGCUACUCGAGCUCGAGAGUUAUUGCACGUUGAUUCGACCAGGUGACUUGACCGCGGUCGGGGUGAAUCCUGCAAGGUGUCAUGGGAUAUCAAGGGGGACGGUUUUAGAAGCUCCUUCUUUUGAAGAAGUUGCUGAUAAAAUAUUUGAGAUUUUGAAUGGUAGGAUUUGGGCUGGACAUAAUAUUCGACGGUUUGAUUGCGUUAGGAUUAAAGAAGCGUUUAAGGAAAUCGGUAAGCCUUCACCUGAGCCCGUAGCAUUGAUUGAUUCUCUAGGGGUUUUGUCUGAGAAAUUCGGAAGGAGAGCCGGUGAUAUGAAAAUGGCUUCAUUAGCUACUUAUUUUGGACUUGGUGAACAAAAACACAGGAGUCUUGAUGAUGUUCGAAUGAAUCUUGAAGUUCUCAAGAAUUGCGCGACGGUGUUGUUUCUGGAAUCGUCCCUUCCUGGCAUUCUUGAGAAUCAAUGGCAACAUAAUUUGGCUUCCAACAUCACAACAAGAAGCAGAAGCAAUGUUGUAAUGGAACCAAGCAUACCAAGCACGACAACGAAAAUGAAAAAAAGAUGGCCUCAAGAGGCAACUCCAACGAUGACAACAAGAAGUAGAAGCAAACCAAAUAAUGGCGAAGAAAAAAGUCGGAAAUCUCCUCCUUCUGUACUCAGCCGUCGUCGAGUCGUCCCCUAUCCAACCGGAAGUCUUGGACAGAUGACAGAAAAGGUGAAGAAUAUACUUUGUAAUGCACGAAACACGCCAUUGAAUAAUCUCCUCAAGCAUUCUCAUACCCUGCUUAGAUGAAACGAACAAAUCGAAAUCUCUCGUUUUGUUCGAACUUCAGCCAUGGACGACUUGAAGCUAUGAAAUGAAAAUUCAUAUAACAGCCACAAGGAGCCAAAGUUGAAGUUCAUGGCAUGAUCGAUCGGUAUAUAGAUUCAUAGAUUGUUUCUUAUUUGAUUCAUUGAAAUUCUUUGGUUUUUCUUAUUGUACAUACAUAACUAUUGACUAUGUAAAGCAUCUAGUAACAUAA
This is a messenger RNA of Erigeron canadensis, 1138 nucleotides long. RefSeq names its product protein NEN4. The transcript is spliced from 5 exons. NCBI's taxonomy places the organism in Eukaryota, Viridiplantae, Streptophyta, Magnoliopsida, Asterales, Asteraceae. Gene Ontology annotation, molecular function: nucleic acid binding; 3'-5' exonuclease activity. The record is from RefSeq and is a predicted model, not a curated record. The coding region runs from base 1 to 909 and encodes 302 amino acids.